GUUACUUCACGCCGGGCCUGCUGUGGUUACUGGCGCCUCGGGGCGCCGAGGCCAGGCCUUUCCGCGCAAAUGUCUGUAAAAUAGCUAGGCUGGAGUCUGAAGGGUUUGCAGGCUUUCGCCUUGGAAGAAGUCUGGGAGGCUCAGCAUUUCCAACUCUUUCACCUUAGAGCCCGUUUGGCCAAGGCAAAACCGCCCAGUAACCUGGCUUCCAACGGCCUCAGCAGGGAGGAAUACAGUUUUUUCACCUAUAAUUUGGAAGUGAAGUGAAAUAACAAAAUGAAGUCAGCAAAACAUCUGUCAGCGUCUAGUAAUAAAUUGGCAAAUGUUCCAGAAUUAACUUACAAAAAAAAAGGAUUUACUUCACCUUUGUCACCUAAGCCAAAGGAAAAACAUAGUGCAAAAUUAGUACGUGAUAAACUUGAACCAAUGGUCUUAGGAUCUCCACCAACAGGAGAAUCCAUCGUAAGGUAUGCUUUGCCCAUUCCGUCAAGUAAGACAAAGGAGUUAAUAGCAGAAGAUGAAUUGAUCAGGAAAAUUACCAAACAUCUUAAGAUGGUUGUUUCUACUUUGGAGGAAGCCUAUGGAUUUUGCAUUGUAGAUGGAGAAAAUUCAGUUGUGAAGCCUGAACAUGAAGAAUUAACUUUAUCUGUUGGGGAUGAUCUGAAUUCAUUCUUGGUAUGUUGUUCACAAUUUGCAGCUCAGUUAGAAGACGCAGCUAAGGAAGAACAUAAUAUUUUGGAAUCUCUUUUUAAGUGGUUUCAACUACAGGUCAAUCAGAUGGAAGAGAUAAGUAAAGAUCAAACAUUUUUAGAAGCAGAAUAUCCAGCAGCAGACAAAACAGUCAGUUUAAGCAUUGCAAAUGUAGUAAAGCAGGUGCAAAAACUAGAACAACUGAAAAAUCGUCUUAAACAAAAGUCUGCAUCCUCUUUGAAAACCUUGUCUAAACCAAAGGAUAGUGAAAAAUUACCAGGAAUAUUACAAAGUUAUGAAACUGCACAACAGAUAAUUGAAGAAUUCAUAAAAACCCACCCAAGUGAAGAACUUAUAGAUGUUUCUGCAACUGAUCCACAAAUUGCUUAUUCACUGACUAAUCGAUUGAAUGCCAUAUUGAAAAUGUUUGAAAAACAGUCACUUAUGUUAGAGAGAACUAUGAAUGAUCAGAAUUUGUUAGAGGAUAAAUACAAACAAAUGCAAAGUAAUUUUGAAGAGUUACUAGAGGAGAAGUCAGUGCUGGAAAAUGAACUCCAGAAGUUGAAGAAUACAGAGAAACCAAAGUCUACGUAUGAUCGGACAAAGAAAACUAUGAAAAUGGAAAAGAAAAAAGACAAGAGAAAAUCUGAGGAUACACAAGAGAAGAAGUUUCUAGUCAAAGAUCUUAAAGGAAAAGAAGAUUUGCUUCAAGUUCAGAAAAUCAAUAAGAAGCUACAGCUGCAGAAAUUAUCCACCAUUAUGCCUGAGAAAUAUAAAGUAGCAUUUGCUCUGGAAGUUGAGAACAAAGUCCUUCAGGAACAACUGAAAGAGGCUUUACAGGAAGCUGAAAGAUUUAAGAAUCAACUUGACUAUUUCCUAAACCAAAGGAAAGAAUUACUUAAAAAUGAAGGGAAGAACAAGACAAUGAUGGAAAUGGAUAUUAGCAAAAUAAAAGUUGAAGAUUCAAAACAGACACUAUUGGAGAAAGAAACAAGGAAAUCACUAGUUACAGAUUCAGGUAGACAAAAGACAAAUGCAAAAAUCCAAGAACAUUCGCAGAUCUCAGUUGUCACAAAUGGAAGCCCAACUGACAAAAGCUCAGAGAAGAAAAGAGCUAGCUCUGCUAUUUCAGAUCUUUCACAGAUCCUAAAGUCUCAAGAUGGAUCAGAUUUUUUAAGGAAUUCAAAUGAAGUUUCAGCUGACAAAGACCUAUCCCAUAUGCUUCCAUUAAAGACCCAUGAUAAAUUAUUAACAAGAUUAUUGUCAAACAAAGAGAUAGAAGAUUUACUAUCUGUCAAUACAUCACUUCGAGGGAAGGAAGCAGUAACAGCAUCAUUCAUUUUACCCCCUGUUACUAAAAAAAAGCUAAUGCAUAGUGACAUCUCAAAGGCUGCUGUUGUAGAAGAGAAAUUACAAAGUAAGACUGAAAAACAAACUUACCACAAAGCAAGAGAAUUUCAAGUCUUUGUUUUAAAUCCUAUUUGGUCUGAUAAAAAUAUUGCGACUGCAAAUUUCUUCUGA
Hyaena hyaena (striped hyena) is the source of this 2211-nucleotide messenger RNA. RefSeq names its product coiled-coil domain containing 7 (gene CCDC7). Lineage: Eukaryota; Metazoa; Chordata; Mammalia; Carnivora; Hyaenidae. The coding region runs from base 277 to 2211 and encodes 644 amino acids. The record is from RefSeq and is a predicted model, not a curated record. The transcript is spliced from 21 exons.